UCCAGCCGCUAAGCUCCGGGCUGACAGCUGGGAGGCAGCUGGCGCGGUCGGCGCCCCUCGACGAUGUCCCCACCUCCCGCGUAGACCCGCCGGAGGAAGAAGGCAGUGGCACCCAGUACCUUCCAUCCUCCAAGCCUGGUUAGCCCCACCUGGUCACAGCAAGGCAGAGGUGGAAUGAGUGGAGUCCUGUUUAUCCAUGCAGAGAAAAGCUUAAAUCUGGAGCCAGAGUGGCCUACACUGUUCUCUUUGACUUGUUCCCUGUGCUUUGUAACUCAGUGACCUUGUGGGCCCUGUCUCUCUUCUGAACACUAGAAUACCCCGAGGUCACAGAACUUCCGUAUCCUCUGCCACUCUCCACCCACUAUGGAACCACCUCAGGCAGAGUGCCCAGCCCCUGGUCAGGCCAGUAGUGCAGAAACUGUUGAAUCUGAAAAACACAAGGCCCUGUCUAGGCCAGAGAAGUAUCCUCAGGACAAGGAUGGUGCAGAGGCUGGACCAGAGAAGCAUCCUCAGGAUGAGGACAAUGCAGAUGUUGAUGCGGCAGCUGGAGAACAGGAUCCAGGAGUCCAAACUUUGCCACCAGCCCAUGAUGGGGAAAAUCUUGAGUGUCCUCCCCCUGAAGCUAGCUCAAGUACUUCUGAGCCAGCCUGUGGGACAUCAUCUAAGGUAGAGACAACUGAGGCAUGUUCCAGGCCACAGGAGCUUCCCCAGUCCCCCAGGAUGCAACAGCCUGAUCUAGAUUUCUACUGUGUCAAGUGGAUCCCCUGGAAGGGAGAACGGACCCCCAUCAUCACCCAGAGCAGCAAUGGUCCUUGUCCUCUCCUGGCCAUCAUGAAUAUCCUCUUUCUUCAGUGGAAGGUGAAGCUGCCCCCUCAGAAGGAAGUGAUCACAUCAGAUGAGCUCCUGACACAUCUUGGAAAUUGCCUUCUGUCCAUCAAACCCCAAGAGAAGUCUGAGGGCCUUCAACUUAACUUUCAGCAGAAUGUGGACGAUGCAAUGACGGUGCUCCCUAAACUGGCCACAGGCCUGGACGUCAACGUUCGGUUCACGGGCGUCUCCGACUUUGAGUAUACACCAGAGUGCAGCAUCUUCGACCUGCUGGGGAUACCUCUGUACCAUGGCUGGCUGGUGGACCCACAGAGUCCUGAGGCUGUGAGUGCUGUUGGGAAACUGAGCUACAACCAGCUGGUAGAGAAGAUCAUCACUUGUAAACACUCUAGUGACUCCAACCUCGUGACAGAAGGCCUGAUUGCGGAACAGUUCCUGGAGACCACUGCAGCACAGCUGACCUACCAUGGCCUGUGCGAGCUCACAGCAACUGCUAAGGAAGAUGAACUUGGUGUCUUCUUUCGAAACAACCACUUUAGCACGAUGACUAAGCACGAGAGUCACCUGUACCUACUGGUCACUGACCAAGGCUUUCUGCAGGAGGAGCAGGUGGUGUGGGAGAGCUUGCAUAACGUGGAUGGUGACAGCUGCUUUUGUGACUCUGACUUCCACUUAAGUCAUUCCCUAGGCAAGAACCAUGGAGCAGGAGGUGGGAGUAGCUCUCCCGAGAAGCAGCUGCAGGUGGACCAGGACUACCUUAUUGCCUUAUCCCUGCAGCAGCAGCAGCCACAAGGCACGCUGGGCCUCAGCGACCUGGAGCUGGCCCAACAACUUCAACAAGAAGAGUAUCAGCAACAGCAAGGGCUUCAACCUGAGCGAACAAGGGCGCCUUCGCCCCAGGGGAGAGGAGCCACAUCUGGACGCCCAGCUGGAGAGCGGCGGCAGAGGUCAAAGACUGAGUCAGACUGUGUUCUGCUCUGACUCCGCCCCAUACAGCCCCCUUCGGCUUUCAGAGGCUGUGACUCUGGACCCCACCCCAUCUCAACCCCUGAGGCAUACAGGAUCACCUCUGUGCACAGCUGAGGAUCCGAACACACCUUAGGUGCCAAGGUCAGACUUGGUACCAUCUUUGCCCUUGAGCUGCUAUCUUCUCUUCCCUCAUCCAAGGCCACAGAAGUAUGGGUUGGGUGAAGAUCUCCGGUGCCCAGCCCCUUUCCUGGAAUAGUCUUGUGGAUAUACAACCCGGUCUGCUAGGGUCGCUACCCAGCUGUAAAGCGUCCCGCCUGUAUCCCGCCUGUCUGGUUGCUUCCGGAUCACCCCACAGGCCUGUCUUGUUUUAGGGUUUGGUUUGGGUUUCUAUUAUUUUUAACGCCUUCCUAGGGGUUUGGAAAUAAAACUUCUUUCCUGA
Molecule: messenger RNA, 2236 nt
Organism: Apodemus sylvaticus (European woodmouse)
Lineage: Eukaryota; Metazoa; Chordata; Mammalia; Rodentia; Muridae
Gene: Mindy1
Product: MINDY lysine 48 deubiquitinase 1
Exons: 10
Coding region: 364-1809 (481 amino acids)
Biological process (GO): protein K48-linked deubiquitination
Cellular component (GO): cell periphery; cytosol
Molecular function (GO): cysteine-type carboxypeptidase activity; cysteine-type deubiquitinase activity; K48-linked deubiquitinase activity
Source: RefSeq, a predicted model, not a curated record